AUGGAUACUGAUCAAGAAAGUAAUACAAGCGACUUAUCCUUUCCUGAUGAAAGCGAUUUUUAUGACGAAAAUGAAAGUGAUCUUGAACUAGAUGAAGAAAACGUUAUUGAAGAUGAAAAUGAAGAAGAAGAAGAAGAAGAAGAAGAAGAAGAAGAAGAAGAAGAAGAAGAGGAUGCUAAUGAAAACAAAAUGGAAGAAGAACUUGAGUGGAGUUGGAGUGAAAACUUUAUACAAGACACAAAUUUUUCUGUAAAUGAAGUCAAAGGACACACGACAAUAAAUUUUAUCAGUAACAUCAAACCAGUUGAUAUCUUUCACAAGUUCUUCACACGAGAUGUUUAUGAUUUGAUGAUCAAACAUACAAAUAUUUAUGGAAAGAAAAAAUCGUUAGCGCAAAAACAACCAAGUAAUUGGGAAAAAGUCAAUGAAAGUACUAUUCGUGCUUUUAUUGGUAUAUUAAUAAUUAUGGGUUUACAUCGAUUACCUCGAAUAAAUGAUUACUGGAGUCGGAAUAAAAUAUAUUACACAGAAAUUAUUUCCAAAACUAUGCCGAGGAAUGAAUUUUAUCGAAUAUUUACUUCAUUCCAUUUAUCAGACAAUACAAAACAAAAUCAAUUUGCAAAAAGUUCAAAAAGGUUCAAGUUAUUCAAAGUUUUUGACUUCACACGUUUACUCAGAACGAACUUUCAAAUGAACUUUAUUUUGGGAACCAAUAUUUGCAUUGACGAAACCGAUCAAGAGAGAAUACAAGGUGUGGUGUUUAGCAGAUUCUUUGACAGGAUAUCUUUAUAA
This is a messenger RNA of Adineta ricciae, 792 nucleotides long. NCBI's taxonomy places the organism in Eukaryota, Metazoa, Rotifera, Eurotatoria, Adinetida, Adinetidae. The record is from the annotation of a GenBank genome assembly.